AGAUAAAUUCCUAGUGUCCACCAAAUUCCUCAGCGCUCUCUCACACUCUCAGGCCACGACUCCGGGGGUGGGGAAAUAGAGCCUUGGUUUCCUCCUUUUAGAAGCCCUUGCAGGCCUUUCCACAAGUCUGUGAAGAGAGAGCAGUGAGACUCAGGCUCCAACUCCCAAUACAUAGGAAGUGGCUGCUCCACGCUUGGGAGACCCUGUGGUCUCUCUCUCUCUCUCUCUCUCUCUCUCUCUCUCUCUCCCGCCCCCCCUCCAAACAUGUCCACUGGCUCCCUCAGCGAUGUGGAAGACCUUCAAGAGGUGGAGAUGUUGGAAUGUGACGGGCUGAAAGUGGACUCGAACAAGGAGUUUGUGACUUCCAACGAGAGCACCGAGGAGAGCUCCAACUGCGAGAAUGGGUCUCCGCAGAAGGGUCGCGGCGGCCUGGGCAAGAGGAGAAAGGCGCCCACCAAGAAGAGCCCGUUGAGCGGGGUCAGCCAGGAGGGGAAGCAGGUCCAGCGCAACGCCGCCAACGCGCGCGAGCGGGCUCGUAUGCGGGUGUUGAGCAAGGCCUUCUCCAGGCUCAAGACCACCCUGCCCUGGGUACCGCCGGACACCAAACUCUCCAAGCUGGACACGCUCAGGCUGGCUUCCAGCUACAUCGCGCACUUGAGACAGAUCCUGGCUAACGACAAGUACGAGAACGGUUACAUCCACCCAGUCAACCUGACGUGGCCCUUUAUGGUGGCCGGCAAACCCGAGAGUGAUCUGAAAGAAGUGGUGACCGCGAGCCGCUUAUGUGGAACCACGGCGUCCUGACCUUGGAGGUUGGAGUCUGGGAAAGGCGCGCUCCGGGGGGAGAGGGCCCCGCCAGGGGCGACCCCUGCCCUCCCCGCUCCCUGCUGGCCCCUCGCAUCUCUCCUCUCCCCAUCCCACCCUGCGAGAACACUUAACCGCGACGAGGAGAUUCGUUUCCAAAGCAGAGGAGAUCAACUGUACUUACAGAUUCCCAACUAUUUAACUUUAUUAACUUCUAUCGUGAAUGACUGCUAGCCUGGCUGGUCCAAGUGCAAUAUGUAAUUAUAUAUAUAUAUAUGUAUAUAUAAAUAGAUAAGAGCCUAUCAAUGUGUAUCUUUUGUAUAAUAAGUUGUAAAAUGUAGAUCAUAGAUUAACUGACUUUGACAGUCACAUUUAUAAAGUAAUUCACUCAAAGAAAUAUAUUUUUUUCAAACAAGUUUUGCUACUUUCGAAAAAUAAAUCUUUCUUUAUAUUGCUAAAAA
Messenger RNA from Nannospalax galili (Upper Galilee mountains blind mole rat), 1265 nucleotides. It is a transcript of the gene Tcf21, whose product is annotated as transcription factor 21. Lineage: Eukaryota; Metazoa; Chordata; Mammalia; Rodentia; Spalacidae. The coding region runs from base 265 to 804 and encodes 179 amino acids. Gene Ontology annotation, molecular function: RNA polymerase II transcription regulatory region sequence-specific DNA binding; DNA-binding transcription factor activity, RNA polymerase II-specific; protein dimerization activity. The transcript has 2 exons. The record is from RefSeq and is a predicted model, not a curated record. Gene Ontology annotation, biological process: developmental process; regulation of transcription by RNA polymerase II.